This is a messenger RNA of Camellia sinensis, 2169 nucleotides long. Its product is annotated as L-ascorbate oxidase. Gene Ontology annotation, molecular function: oxidoreductase activity; copper ion binding. Gene Ontology annotation, cellular component: extracellular region. Lineage: Eukaryota; Viridiplantae; Streptophyta; Magnoliopsida; Ericales; Theaceae. The record is from RefSeq and is a predicted model, not a curated record.
CAAAACAAGCAAUCAAGUUCUUGGCGGGUGUUUGCCAAAGUAAAAGAAAUAAGGCAUAACCCAUUUCAGUUAAUUUAGAGUUCUGAGAGACCUGCUUGGUUGUCAGGAAAAUUGAAGACAUGGUUGAGCCAAGAACUCUGAUGAGAUUAUUCCUGACUCUAUGCCUAUAUGUAUCUCUAGCUACCAUUCCAUUUGCAGAGGCCAGAAUUCGACAUUACAAGUGGGAAGUGAAGUAUGAAUACAAAUCUCCAGAUUGCUACAAGAAACUGAUGAUCACCAUUAAUGGAAGGUCUCCUGGACCAACAAUCAUGGCUCAGCAAAACGAUACAAUCAUUGUUGAGCUCAAGAACAGUUUGUUGACUGAGAAUGUUGCGAUUCAUUGGCAUGGGAUUCGGCAGAUUGGUACACCUUGGUUUGAUGGAGCAGAAGGUGUUACUCAAUGUCCAAUUGUGCCUGGAGACACCUUUGUAUACAAAUAUGUUGUUGAUAGGCCUGGAACAUUUCUGUACCACGCACAUUAUGGUAUGCAAAGAGUUGCUGGGCUCUAUGGAUCGAUUCGUGUUGCGCUUCCAGAUGGAGAAUCGGAGCCAUUUUCUUACGAUUAUGAUCGGAGCGUCAUCCUCCAAGACUGGUACCACAAAAGCACAUAUGAACAAGCCACUGGCCUAUCUUCCAUACCCUUUGGUUGGGUUGGAGAGCCUCAGUCACUUCUGAUACAAGGAAGAGGAAGGUUCGAUUGCUCUACACCCGGCAUAGAAGCCGGUCUUUGUAAUGCGACGAAUCCCGAAUGCUCUCCCUAUGUUAUCACUGUAGUUCCUGGCAAAACUUACAGACUAAGGAUCAGUAGCUUGACUGGUCUAUCUGCCCUCAGUUUCGAAAUAGAGGGUCAUAAUAUGACUGUUGUGGCAACGGAUGGGCACUAUGUUGAGCCCUUUGUUGUGAAAAACCUCUUCAUUUACUCCGGUGAGACGUACUCUGUGCUAAUAAAAACCGAUCAAGACCCUUCAAGAAAUUACUGGGCUAGUUCAACAGUGGUUAGCAGGAACAGGACAACCCCAAAUGGUUUAGCCAUUUUCAAUUACUAUCCGAACCAUCCUAGGAAGUCCCCGCCCACGGUCCCACCCCCUGGCCCUGCCUGGAAUGAUUCGGCCCCUAGGGUGGCUCAAAGCCUCGCGAUCAAGGCUCGACAAGGUUACAUUUACCCUCCUCCCCAGACAUCGGACAGAGUAAUUGUCUUACUCAACACACAAAAUAAGUUCAAUGGUUAUUUCCGGUGGUCUGUCAACAAUGUCUCCUACAACCUCCCUCAUACCCCAUAUUUAAUCGCGCUUAAAGAGAAUUUAAAGCACGUUUUCGAUCAAACUCCACCUCCGACCGGUUAUGACUCUCUCAACUAUGACAUUUAUAGUCCCCCCCCAAAUCCAAAUGUUACUACUAGCAACUCCAUCUAUAGGUUGCAAUUCAAUUCAGUGGUGGAUAUUGUACUUCAAAAUGCCAACUCAUUGAGCAAUCACACUAGUGAGACACACCCUUGGCAUCUCCAUGGCCAUAAUUUUUGGGUCAUGGGUUAUGGGGUGGGUAAGUACGAUAUGGUUAAUGAUCCAAAGAAGUACAAUUUGGUUGACCCAAUAAUGAAAAACACGGUUCCCGUUCACCCAUACGGGUGGACCGCAUUGCGGUUUAGGGCCGACAACCCGGGUGUGUGGGCCUUCCAUUGCCACAUAGAGUCUCACUUCUAUAUGGGUAUGGGGGUUGUGUUUGAGGAAGGGAUAGAAAAGGUUGGGAAAUUGCCAACAUCCAUUAUGGGCUGUGGUGAUACCAAAGGCUUCCACAGACCAUAGAUACUGUGAAAGUUUCCGAAAAAAAUUUUAUUUGAAAAAAUUAUUUUUCAAAGAAACACGGACUGAUUAUACAAUCUAAAAUAUUUCAAUCUAAGCGUGUUGUUAUUAGUAUCUUACUAAGCGAUCAAAGUGUCUCGCCUCCAAAGUGAUUCACCUUGCACCCUCUUGCUUUUAUUUUUGUGUGUAUUUUUCUACACAUCUUAAAAAUUUUGAUGGCUAAUUUUUGUAUAUAUAUACACAACAUGAUAGAGUUUGUAUGUUGGUGGGAUCCUUAGGAUCUCUAUCUUUUGGUUGUGGAUAAAAUAAAAGAUGUAUCUUUUAUUUUGAA